Messenger RNA from Monodelphis domestica (gray short-tailed opossum), 5564 nucleotides. RefSeq names its product RAS like estrogen regulated growth inhibitor (gene RERG). Lineage: Eukaryota; Metazoa; Chordata; Mammalia; Didelphimorphia; Didelphidae. Gene Ontology annotation, molecular function: GTPase activity; GTP binding. The record is from RefSeq and is a predicted model, not a curated record.
AGCUCAGAGAUGGCUUGCAGAGCAGAGCAGAGCAAAGCUUCCCCGAGUCGGCGCAGCCCCCGGGCAUCCUGCGGCAGUCGCUGUGGUGCUGGGCUAAGAGAGCUCACAAAAGGUCCCUCCCUCCUCGCCAUGGCUGCAGCUCCUGCCACCUCUGCUCUUGCAAUUGUAGCUUAGCCCCUUAGCCUGAUCCUUGCGGGCACCUACGAGUGCGCGGAGGGCUCUGUGAGAGCUGGGAGAAGACCGGAAGAGAGACCCUCCUCCCAGACCUGAACUUGACCAGGGACAGAGGGAUCCCAGGACGUGCAGAGAUUUGCCAUGACAAGCUAAAGACAAGAGACAAACUGAUUUUUGCAGUUGCUUUCUUCUAAGAAAAGUACAUUACCUGCCCUAAUACAGUAUGGCUAAGAGUGCAGAAGUUAAGCUGGCAGUGUUUGGUAGAGCUGGUGUGGGCAAAUCAGCUCUGGUGGUGAGAUUUCUGACCAAAAGGUUCAUCUGGGAAUAUGACCCAACCCUUGAAUCAACUUAUCGGCAUCAAGCAACCAUCGAUGAUGAAGUUCUUUCCAUGGACAUACUAGACACAGCUGGUCAGGAGGAUGCUAUUCAGAGGGAAGGACAUGUGAGAUGGGGAGAAGGUUUUGUGCUGGUCUAUGACAUUACGGACCGGGGAAGCUUUGAGGAUGUGCUUCCACUUAAGAACUUGCUGGAUGAGAUCAAAAAGCCCAAGAAUGUGACUCUGAUUUUAGUGGGAAACAAAGCUGACCUAGACCACUCAAGGCAAGUUAGUACAGAAGAAGGAGAGAAGCUGGCGACUGACCUGGCCUGUGCAUUUUAUGAAUGUUCAGCUUGCACUGGAGAAGGGAAUAUCACAGAAGUGUUCUAUGAGCUGUGCCGUGAGGUCCGGCGUCGGAAGAUGGUCCAGGGGAAGACAAGGAGGCGAAGCUCCACCACGCAUGUCAAGCAGGCAAUUAACAAGAUGCUUACCAAAAUCAGCAGUUAAAGAACUGGCUUUCCUGGAGAAGCUGUGCUACGGCAGGGUUGGCUAUUUGAAAAUACAAACCAAAUAAUCAAAUGAUGGCUUCUCUCUUUCUCUCUUCCAUCUCUCCCUCUCCUUCCCCUCAAAAAAAAAAAAAAGAUGCUAUCACUUCUUUUGGCAAAGGGAGAAUUCUGUCCGGGAGGCUCCAUUCUGUGGUUAUUACAGCAUAUUUAUGCUUUUAACAUUUUCAACGUUUCUGUUUGCAUAUAGUCCAUUCUGAAGACAUCACCUUGUUUUAAAAUACGACCAAUACAAAUGUGAUUGGAUAUCAUGCAGAAAAAUCUCUUCAGAUUAGGACAGUUCUGGGACUGCAGUCUAUUCAAUGUUAAAUCUUCCCUUUCCAGGGUGGAAUUAGAUUUCCAUUUGUGGAGUAGGUUUUAAGAUCCCCAGAUUAGCUCUGGAUCCUUUCUGAUGGGUAUACUGUUAUGAGCAGCAGGGUAAUGAUCAAAGUGAAUAACACAAAAUCCUUCAUACCAGGUCAGAAGACAUUUCUUAGCUCUUUUUGCCUAUUCCCAAAAAGGGGACAAAAUGUACCAUAAAUGAAAACCACGAUUCACUACACCAACAACAAUCUUUUUUUCCUAUUCUUUUCUCCUCACCUUAUUAAAUUGGAAGUUUAAAACAAUUGAUGUUAGAAAGUAAUGUUCUUCAUAUACUAAUUUUGGCCUUUUCCUACUUUCCUGGAACCAAGGAAAGUAGAUACUCACAGAAGAUACAUAUUGGAUACUCACAGAAGACAUCCAUUGCCUCAUGAUAUAAAACAAAAUUUUUUUUACCCUAAAUAUGAAGCUGGAGAACUCUUUCCAUUGAAGAUUACUAUGCAAACAAAUUAAUAAAUAAAUAUAUAGCAAAGGUUAUCUUGUAGUCACUCUGGGGUUAUACAGGCUGGCAAAUAUGGAACAAUACAAAUAUAAAGUAUAACUAUUAAAUUAAAAGUAGUUGAGACCCAGAUUGGCUAAAUCGACUAUCCAAAAUUCUAAAUGAUUCCCAAUUAAUACAUCUUUCAUGUUAAGCACCAUUAUCUUUUAGACCUACUAGGUGAGUGGACUCUAAAGCCCUUUGCAGGACAGAAAUUUUAUGAUCAUCUAUUUCCAAGCUAUAUUAUUUACAAGAAUGAUAAAUAAUACAGAACUUUGGAAAUGGUUUCUUGUACAUUUUUGUAAUACUGAAUAUGCCAGUAAAACUGUACUUCUGAUUUAUACAUCAUCAUAACUGUCGACUCUCAAAGCAUUGCCUAUAAAAUGCAAACUACUGUCAGGUUCUCCUAAACUAAAGAGACUUCAUAUUCUGGCCGGAUGGAGAACUUUCUUCUAAGGUUUAAUCUAGCUAAAUUCAGAAAAGCCCAUCCUCAAAAGGUUGAUGAUUAUUGGGGGGGGGGUGCAAUGGCAAAUUAUGAAACCACAUUUUAAGGUGUGGAGGAGUUGAGAAGCAUUGAGGUAUGCCAGAACAUCUAUGAAAAUGACCUUUCAUUUAGGUAAGAUAGUGAUUAUCAAUGUCUAUAUCAAGAUUAACAGUUUAUUCCAGGAUAACCAGCAGAGAGAGAAAGAGAAAGAAUAUUUAUGUGUAGAGACUGGGGAGAAAAAGAGAGAGCUUAUUCACAUAAAUGUUUCAAAGAUUUCAGUAGAUCAAAGAAGUUUUGAAACAUCACCUAAAUGGUCACUCACUGCCUUGUGACACAAUGUAUUUUAAACUUGAACCAUGAAGUUAUAUUAUUUUAUGUACAGUUGCAUUUUAAAAAUUUAAGCAUUUGUCUAUACCUUGAUCUUUCAUUUACAAAGAUUUUAGAAAACCAUCUGAUAAUUUGUGUUUUCAUUGAAGUUGAAAGGGUGCCUUUAAAAAGAAAAGAAAAAAAUCCAUCUCAUCAUAUCUAAUAAAAAAAAAUCCCCUUUUCUUCUGAUUAAACUUAUUUUAGAAUUUAUCUUCAGAGAUCCUUAGGGAAGAUGUCUACACAAUAGCAGUAUAAGAAAGUAAUUCCCAGAGAAAGCAGUACUAUUCUGUUGGACAGACUUACUAGCCACAGAUGCUGAUAUUAAUAAUUUUAUAUGAUGCUUUAAAGUUUACAAAAUGCUUCACAUACACUAUUUUUGAGUUUCCAAACAGUCCUUUGAAGAAGGUACUAAAAGUGUUGGUUACCCCCAGUUUCAGAAGGCUGAGGCCUAUUAGACAGAAGUAGUGACUUGCCAGUGGUCACAUAUCUGGGAAAUUUUGGAGGUUGGAUUGAAGUCCAGGUGUUCUCAUUCCUAAAUCCAGCAUGCAAGCCAUGGUGGGAAAUUCAUUACAGCCUUAAGCAAAGACUGAUGAAGAACAUGUCUGAGCAAGAAGCAAGCAUGUGACAAAAAUAUGGGCCUUUAUAAAUAUUUUUUUCAUAUCUUAGAUCUAUGUUUAAAAGCAGAUUAUUGAUGCUAUGCUUGGGCUAAUAGCAAUAGAACAGAAAAUUAGGUUACAAAUGUUAACAAUGUUCUUUCAUCCUAACAUUUAUUUCAUUGACUAAAGGAAGCCAGAAAAUACCAAAAUUAAAAUAAUUAAAAGAACAAAAUUAAAUAUGAUGCAGAACAUCUUCCCUCUCUAAAGUCACACAAAUAAUUUUUUCAAACUCUACCUGUGAUUUCAUUGGCAUAAGGAACUCCCCAAUAAGGAAAUUUUCCCCAAUAAAAUGAGCACCUUCUCUGCAACUUCUAGUCUAGGAAAAACAGUCUGGGUCACUGAGAGGUUAAUGGUUGAAUGAGUCUGCCUAUAUAUGGUAGACACUAAACUUGAGCCUAAGUCUCCUGAGUCCAAGACCAGCUUCCUACCCAUCACAACACACCACUUCUCAUCUACAAAUACUUAGUUGUAUGGUAGUGAUGUUUUAAAUGAAGCCACAUGGUUUCUUUUGCUGACAUUUCCCCCUUUUGAUCUACCCUGCCCAUCUGUUUCACAAUUUGUUUGUGGCUAAUUGGGUUUAAUUUAGCAAACAUCAUUUUUUUUAACCACAGCUGUUUAGAAAUUUCUUCAAGACACUUUGCCUGUAAGGGAUACAAGUGCAAAUAUUUUAUGGAGACUUGGACAAAAUGGUACAGAGGAAAAAUGUGAUCUCCUUUUCCUCAAAAUAUCUUAGUAAGCAUUUACUAUCCAGAAACUAAUAGUCAGGUUUCUUUGUUUACCUGCUGCUGCUCUCUACCUGUGCCAAAUGUUUUCCACGUUCAUUAAAAUCUUCAUAAGAUAGAUGGGAAUAAAUAGAGAGAACAAAGUGGGUGACAUUUUGGCAUUUUAUUAUAGUGCUAGUAAAUGACUAAGUAGAAGAAGAGGAAAGAGCUCUUGGCUAAAAUAAAGUUUCGGAGUUGUCAUCCUGUGAUUAGAAAAAUUAUUGGAUAAGUUAUGGAAAUGUGUGGGAUUUCACAUUGGGAUGUGCUUAUUAAUUCUUGGUUAACCGGAUUAAAAACCAAGUUAUUUCAGCAUAAAAAAAUUCCAUUUUGUUGAAGUUGGAAAUUCAGGUGAAACGAGUUGACAUAUAUCUAUUUAUCCUAUAUACCACUCUAUUACUAUAACUAUUACUAUUACUAUAAACCUCGAACAGUGGUAUACACUAAUUGUCAGGAAACAUGGAAAAUUAGCUAUUUGUUCCAGUGUGGAGGAAUUCCUAAAACUGUCAGCUUAGUAAUCUCAGCAUUCAUUUAAAUUAAACUCCAUUUAAAAUAGUGACAAGAUAUAGUUUCACAGAGCUCAGGUUGGGAUCCAAAACUUCCUGUAGUCAACUUGAAUUCAUCUAUGCUAGUGAGGCCCAUUUGGGCAAAUGACAUGCACAGAUAAAUCUGAAACUUCAUUUGAAUGAAUAAUCUCAUACAAACAUAUCAGAAUUGCUGGAAUGUGUAUGUAUUGGGGGGGGGAGGUGUCUAAUUUUUCCCUCUUGCUUUUUCCUGCUUUUUCAUUUUUGGUGAAAAGGCCAACAAAGUGAAGCACAGAGGGAUGAGGAAAGGCGAAGGGGAGGGCAUAGCAGCAAGGUAAAUGAAAAGCUGAACUCCUGGAUAUGCAUCGACUUUAACCAAUCAAUGAGUUUUUAUUAAGCAUUCUCGGUAUGUCAGGCACUGUGCUAUUUGCUGGGGACUCCUAUAUAAGAAAAGGAGCAAUCCCCACGCUCAAAGAAGUUAAUAAUCAAUGCAUGAAUAAUUGGGUAUUAGCUCUAUCACUCAGUCCAGUGCUGUACAUCCAUUAACUUAGGCUCUCAAAAUAAGAGAUGAAAGGGAUAUGUUUAAAAAUUCAUUAUGUUCAUUUUUGGACCUUUAUUACUUUAUACUGAAAUAAAUGAGUCAUUUCUCCCAGUCAUAUCCCUAAAUCUGAAAAUUCUGGCACUUUAUUCUAGAGGAAAAUGUCCACAUAUCUUUAUGUGUAUACAUAUGUACACACACACAUAUAUAUAAAUGCAUAGAUAUAUGUUUAAACCAUUUGUGAGAUUGAAGCUUUGAUUCACCAAUGCAUUUUGAAAAUUUGGUGUAAUUAACUUAUUUUAUUUGAAAUACUGAGAUUAUAAUAAAAGAUGUCAUUUUCACACAUG